Messenger RNA from Nerophis lumbriciformis (worm pipefish), 1290 nucleotides. The record is from RefSeq and is a predicted model, not a curated record. NCBI's taxonomy places the organism in Eukaryota, Metazoa, Chordata, Actinopteri, Syngnathiformes, Syngnathidae.
AUGGCGGCGGGUGGCAGCUCAAUUGCGGCCGCCUUCUUGCUUGGCCUGCUGCUGGGCUCUAUCUGCCUUCAGCUGGAAGCCAGAGGCGCUGGGAAGGAGGUACGGAAGCAGGAGGAGGAGCAGAGAGGAGAUGCGGGCAGAAGUGGCAGUGUGAUGGAGGAUGAGCAACGGAACGUUGCUUUCUCGAAUGGCAGAGGGAGGACAGAGGAUUGGAACCGCUUCCGAGAUGAUGACUACAAUCGAAACGUCGAUGAAAGUGUGGCUUCUAAUGAAAAUAUGGACAGCACCAAAGACCCAUGUCGGAACGUCAAGUGCAGCCGCCACAAGUUGUGCGUGGCUCACGACUCUCAGAGGGCCGUGUGCGUCAGUCGCAAAAAGCUCCAGCAAAGAGUCCAGGAGGAAGAGCUGCCGGGGGGCCGCGUCACCACCUGCCCCCCCUGUCCCCCCGCUGUCUACGGCCCGGUGUGCGGUUCGGAUGGGCACAAUUAUGUCUCGCAGUGUAAGCUACAGCAGCAAGCCUGCCUCACAGGAAAAGUCUUAAGCGUCAUGUGUGCUGGAUUUUGCCCCUGCAUCCCAUCCGUCACCUCAGUCAAGGCCGAGGCCAAACAUGAGAGCUGCACUGCUCAGGACCUGGCAGACUUAGGAGAACGCCUCAGGGAUUGGUUCCAGCUCCUACACGGAAACGCCAAGACAAAUAAAUCGGGCAAACUGGCAGCCAGGACCACAUCAGCGUUGGACAAGAGUUUGCUGAGCAGCUGCAAAGACUCCAUCGGUUGGAUGUUCCUUAAACUGGACGCUGAUGGUGACCUCCACCUGGACCCUGGCGAACUGGCCGCGGUAAACCUGGACAAGUACGAGGUGUGCAUCAGACCUUUCUUCAAUUCCUGCGACAGCUACAAGGAUGGCAAGGUGUCCGUGGCUGAGUGGUGCCUCUGCUUCUGGAGGGAAAAGCCGCCGUGCCUUGCUGAGCUAGAGAAGAUCCAAAUGCAAGAUGUGACCAAAAAGAAACCUGGCAUGUACAUUCCCAUCUGCGAUGAGGAUGGCUUUUACAGGAAGUUGCAAUGUGAGCAAAGCACCAGAGAGUGUUGGUGUGUGGACCAACAUGGCGGUACUGAGGUGACCGGCACCAGAAUCCGCGGCAACCCCGACUGUGACGAAGAGUUGGGCUACUCCGGCCAUUUUGGGAGUGGGGUGGGCUGGGAGGAUGAAGAAGAAAAGGAAGUGGAAGAAGAAGAGGAGGAAGAGGAAGAAGAAGAAGAGGAGGUAGAUGAUGGAGGUUAUAUCUGGUAG